Messenger RNA from Pteropus alecto (black flying fox), 4295 nucleotides. RefSeq names its product DNA replication helicase/nuclease 2 (gene DNA2). The transcript is spliced from 21 exons. The record is from RefSeq and is a predicted model, not a curated record. The coding region runs from base 9 to 3290 and encodes 1093 amino acids. Gene Ontology annotation, cellular component: cytoplasm. Gene Ontology annotation, molecular function: 5'-flap endonuclease activity; single-stranded DNA helicase activity. Lineage: Eukaryota; Metazoa; Chordata; Mammalia; Chiroptera; Pteropodidae. Gene Ontology annotation, biological process: replication fork reversal.
GUCGGCGCAUGCGCACGGCGCCUCACGGACCCGCGCUCCUCUCCCUUUGCCCCGUUUCUCCGGGUGCCCCUGAUUUUACCUGGCGUCUGUUUGCGGGCUCCGCACCUGGGAUGGAGCAGCUGGGUGAUCUGGAGCUGCUCAUGGAGAAGAGUUUCAGAGAGAAGGCUGAAUCGCCGGCGGAGCAGAAGGUGAAAGCUUCCUUUUCUAAAACAGUCCUAAGCCGAGGAGUGGAUAACCGGUACCUGGUAUUAGCCGUCGACGUUGUACAGAAUGAAGAAGGAAACUGUGAAAAGCACCUAAUCAUCACUGCUUCCCAGUUGCUAGACUAUAAAGAAUUGUGCAUCCUCAGGAAUGACUGGUGCUCUGUACCAGUAGAGCCAGGGGACAUCAUUCAUUUGGAGGGAGACUGUAUAUCUCAUACUUGGAUAAUAAAUGAAGAUUUUGGAUAUUUGAUUCUGUAUCCAGACAUGCUGAUUUCUGGCACAAGCAUAGCCAGUAGUAUUCGAUGCAUGAGAAGAGCUAUCCUGAGUGAAACUUUCAGGAAUUCUGAUCCAGCCACACGCCAAAUGCUGAUUGGUACAAUUCUCCAUGAAGUUUUUCAGAAAGCAAUAAAUGAUAGCUUUGACCCAGAAAAGCUACAAGAACUUGCUUUUCAAACUGUUCAAGAAAUAAGGCAUCUGAAGGAAAUGUACCGCUUAAAUCUGAAUCCAGACGAAGUAAAACAAGAAGUAGAAGAGUAUCUGCCUUCAUUUUCUAAAUGGUCUGGAGAUUUCAUGAAUAAAUGUACUUCAACAGACUUCCCUCAGAUGCAGCUGUCUCUGCCAAGUGAUGGUAGUAACAAUAAUGCAACAUGUAAUAUUGAAGUCGUAAAAUCAUUGGAUAUCGAAGAAAGUGUUUGGUCCCCUCGGUUUGGAUUGAAGGGCAAAAUAGAUGUUACAGUUGGUGUGAAAAUACAUCGAGGAUGUACAACAAAAUAUAAAAUAAUGCCAUUGGAACUUAAAACUGGCAAAGAAUCAAAUUCUAUUGAACACCGUAGUCAGCUUGUUCUGUAUACACUGCUAAGUCAAGAGAGAAGAGCUGAUCCAGAGGCCGGCCUACUCCUCUAUCUCAGAACUGGCCAGAUGUACCCUGUGCCUGCCAGACAUCUUGAUAAAAGAGAAUUAUUAAAGCUAAGAAACCAGAUGGCAUCCUCUUUAUUUCACCGUAUUAACAAAUCUGCUACUGGAAAGGAAAAGACAAACCUUGCUCCUUUGCCACAAAUAAUUGAUGAACAGCAAACCUGUAAAUAUUGUUCACAAGUGGGCAACUGUGCUCUAUAUAGCAGAGCAGUUGAACAACAGAUGGAUGACAAUUCAGUCCCGGUUGGCAUGCUGCCUAAAAUAAAAGAAGAAACCCAGCAUCUAAAGCGUACACAUUUAGAGUAUUUCAGCCUUUGGUAUUUAAUGUUAACUUUGGAGUCACAAUCAAAGGAUAAUAAAAAGAAUCACCAAAAUAUAUGGUUAAUGCCUUCUUCAGAAAUGGAGCAGAGUGGCAGCUGCAUUGGAAACCUGAUUAGAAGAGAACACGUAAAGACAGUUUGCGAUGGACAAUAUUUACAUAAUUUCCAACGUAAAAAUGGUGCCAUACCUUUCACAAAUCUAAUGGCAGGUGACAGAAUUAUUUUAAGUGGAGAAGAAAGAACACUAUUUGCUUUGUCUAGGGGCUAUGUGAAGGAGAUUAACGUGACAACGGUAACCUGUUUAUUAGAUAGGAACUUGUCAGUGCUCCCAGAAUCAACUUUGUUCAGAGUGGACCAGGAAGAAAAAAAUUGUGGUAUAGAUACUCCAUUAGGAAAUCUUUCUAAACUGAUGAAAAAUACUAAUACCAGCCAAAAACUUCGAGAUUUAAUCAUUGACUUCCGUGAACCUCAGUUCAUCUCUUACCUCAGUUCUGUUCUUCCACACGAUGCAAAGGAUGCAGUUGCCUGCAUUCUAAAAGGUUUGAAUAAGCCUCAGAGGCAAGCAAUGAAAAAGGUACUUCUUUCGAAAGACUACACACUCAUCGUGGGUAUGCCUGGAACAGGCAAGACAACUACAAUAUGCACUCUUGUAAGAAUUCUCUAUGCCUGUGGUUUUAGUGUUUUGUUGACCAGUUAUACGCACUCUGCUGUUGACAAUAUUCUUUUGAAGUUAGCAAAAUUUAAAAUAGGAUUUUUGCGCUUGGGUCAUACUCAGAACGUACAUCCAGAUAUCCAGAAAUUUACAGAGGAGGAAAUUUGCAAAUCAAAGUCCAUUAAAUCUUUAGCUCUUUUAGAAGAACUUUACAGUAGUCAACUUAUAGUCGCAACUACAUGUAUGGGAAUAAACCAUCCAAUAUUUUCUCGUAAAGUUUUUGAUUUUUGUAUUGUGGAUGAAGCCUCUCAAAUUAGCCAACCAGUUUGCUUAGGGCCACUUUUUUUUUCACGGAGAUUUGUGCUGGUCGGGGAUCAUCAGCAGCUUCCUCCUCUGGUGCUAAACCAGGAAGCAAGAGCCCUUGGCAUGAGUGAAAGCUUAUUCAAGAGGCUGGAGCAGAAUAAAAAUGCUGUUAUACAAUUAACUGUGCAGUACAGAAUGAACAGUAAAAUCAUGUCCUUAAGUAAUAAACUGACAUAUGGAGGAAAGCUGGAGUGUGGAUCAGACAAAGUGGCCAAUGCAGUGAUAAACCUACCUAACUUUAAAGAUGUAAAGCUGGAACUGGAAUUUUAUGCUGAUUAUUCUGAAAAUCCUUGGCUGAUUGGAGUAUUUGAGCCAAACAAUCCUGUUUGUUUUCUUAAUACAGACAAGGUUCCAGCACCAGAGCAAAUUGAAAAGGGCGGUGUAAGCAAUAUAACAGAAGCCAAACUCAUAGUUUUCCUGACCUCAAUUUUUAUUAAGGCUGGAUGUAAUCCCUUGGAUAUUGGUAUCAUUGCACCAUACAGGCAGCAAUUAAAGAUCAUCAAUGAUUUAUUGGCACAUUCUUCUGUUGGGAUGGUUGAAGUUAAUACAGUAGACAAAUACCAAGGAAGAGACAAAAGUAUCAUUCUAGUAUCUUUUGUUAGAAGUAAUAAAGAUGGAACUCUUGGCGAACUCUUGAAAGAUUGGCGACGUCUUAAUGUUGCUAUAACCAGAGCCAAACAUAAACUUAUUCUCCUGGGAUGUGUGCCCUCCCUAUACUGCUAUCCUCCUUUGGGGAAGCUACUUUAUCAUCUAAACGCAGAAAAAUUAAUUAUUGAUCUUCCAUCAGGAGAACAUGAAAGUCUUUGUCACAUAUUGGGUGAUUUUCAAAGAAGAUAAAACAUUUUUUCUUGCUUUUUUCAUACUAGCGCAGAGAUCUCUAUUUUCUGUUAUUUGUAAUUUGGACAUGCUGUAAAAUCAGUGCCUGGUUAGGCUGUCGAGAUAACUUUUAUCCCAAGAGUAUGAAAUGAUGUAAAUGUACUCUGUUCAGAGUUCUAGGUUUUUGUUUUUUUGUGGAGUUAUUUAUUUUUUAUUUUUUGGCAUGGUCUUGUUAAACAUAAAGUUCUGUCACCAUACAAAAUUUAACACAGUAUUUAUUUUUUUCAGUACAAGUAUACCCAAAACUGAAGUCUCAAUUUAUAGGUCCUAUAAAUGUGUUUUAGUGUGACCUAGAAAGAAUUUGAUAAAUAUUUACUAGCUUUAAAGGUGGAUUAACUUUUGGAUCUGAGGUUUAAACUUUUUAAGUUUAAAAUUUCAAGAUUAAUGAAAAUAAAGAAAAUUGGUUUGUUUUUAUUAUUUAAACAUAAUCUUGUGGUGCUAGAAACAUAGAUGUGAGUCUUUUCUAUAUUUUGAGUUCCCUGGUCCAAAGGCCAUUUUGCUGGUUUUCCCCUCUGACUUUUGCUUUCUGUUAUCAGAUAUGUUUUCACUUUAAACCUAGUCUUUUAAAUUAAUACUUAUAAAUUGAUUAUUUCCAAUUUUGAAUUCUCUCUUGCUCUCCCACUUGUUAUUUUCAGUAUUCUAGAGUAGAUUUUGAUGUAAAAGAAUAAUUCUUACUCUUUUUUAGAGAGGAAAUUUUGUUUGCUGAAUUGAUGACCAAAAGGUAUAUCGUAUAUCCUUGUUCGUACCUAUUUAUGUUUAUAUGCCCCUUUGUUUUGGGCAUUACUCAUUUUUUUCCUCUUUGUAUAAAGAUGUUUUGUAAAACAAUUACCUCGAAGUACUUAAUUAUGUGUAUGGUGACCAAUUUUACCCUCUGUAUCCAUCGUCUAGGGGGAAAAUCCCAUUUCUCAGUUGCUUCUACCUUAAAAAUUAUUAAAGUUUUUAUUAAAUAAAUUGUUUUCUGUUAGA